This is a messenger RNA of Trematosphaeria pertusa, 966 nucleotides long. RefSeq names its product thioredoxin-like protein. The record is from RefSeq and is a predicted model, not a curated record. The transcript is spliced from 4 exons. Gene Ontology annotation, molecular function: thioredoxin peroxidase activity. Gene Ontology annotation, biological process: cell redox homeostasis; cellular response to stress; response to oxidative stress. Gene Ontology annotation, cellular component: cytosol. The coding region runs from base 90 to 740 and encodes 216 amino acids. NCBI's taxonomy places the organism in Eukaryota, Fungi, Ascomycota, Dothideomycetes, Pleosporales, Trematosphaeriaceae.
CCUCACUCGCACCAUUGACGACGCGCUUUCGCGACCCUCAGCACACGCCCAUCGCACUCCCUUUGCGCCUCUGCCCGCAGCAGCCCGCCAUGUCGUACACCUACACUCCCAAGGCGCGGGUCCAGAAGCCUGCGCCGCACUUCGCCGGCACCGCCGUGGUCGACGGCAUUUUCGAAGACUGCAGCCUGACCCAGUACACGUCGACCAAGCAAUGGCUCGUCCUCGCAUUCAUCCCCAUGGCCUGGACCUUCGUGUGCCCGACCGAGAUCAUCGCCUUCAGCGACCGCCACGACGACUUCGCCAAGCGCGGCGCCCAGGUCGUCUUCGCAAGCACCGACAGCGAGUACAGCCUGCUGGCCUGGACGAACGCGAACAAGAAAGACGGCGGCCUCGGCAAGAUCCACAUCCCGCUGUUAGCAGACAAGAACCACCAGGUGAGCAAGGACUACGGCGUCCUGAUUGAGGAGGAGGGCAUUGCGCUGCGCGGACUGUUCUUGAUCGACCCCCAUGGCAUUAUCCGACAGAUUACCAUCAACGACCUGCCCGUCGGCCGUAGCGUGGACGAGACGCUUCGUCUGAUCGACGCCUUCCAAUUCACCGACAAGUACGGCGAGGUCUGCCCCGCGAACUGGAACCCCGGCGACGAGACCAUCAAAGCGACCCCCGAGGGCAACAAGGCCUACCUCCAGAAGCUCCACAGCGACACCAAGAUGCACGACUCUGCCACGAAUGGCGCCUGAUUCCGCCCACCGGGCCUAAUCCCUGCGCACAUACUGCUUCGAUAGCCCGCGAGGUAGGUUGGAGCGAGGCAUAUAAAAGGAGCCCGCUGAAAUUGGAGGCUAGUUACAUGGCAUUCUCCACUUGCAUCUUUUCCUGCAUCGGCAUCGGCGAAGGAGUUCUCCGUUUUCGAGAGUUUGGUUUUCCCUAUCAAUACAUGGCUCGACGAUCCCGUCUAGACCCCCCACC